GUCAAAAAUAUCAAUUUUAGUUGACAGAAAAUUUUCGUGAAAGAAAGAUGUUCGUGAGAGGGAUAUUAUAGAAGUUGAUCUGUUUAUGUGUUUUCGGCAAUUCGUGUUAAUAUUUGCCUGAAUUUCAUAUGUUUAUUAAUCAAAAAGGUUAUUUAGGAAAUGUAAAUGAGAAGAAAAUUCGCUAAAAUGUGUUUUGUCGGGUAUAGAGCAAGAAAAGGCAGCCGGUAAAAAGUGAAAAUUGUCAAUAUCGUCGGGCGCAGCCGUGAAAAAUUCAAUUUGUUUACAUCCCUCAUGUCAGCUGAAGUGAUGUACAAUAACAGAAACAAAGAAAACAACAAAAAUAUAAAGUGUCAAAAGAAAAAUAGAAGAAUUUACCCGAGUUUGUAUAAAUAUUUUGUUUACAUGAUUAUCGCAAAUUGUGCGAUUUAUGUUUUCUUUGUGCAACGUGCUUCUAUUUAGCGUGAAUUCCAAAUCUAUUAAUUGGCGUUUUUUGCCGACUAUCUCCAAGUUUAUAUUUAGCUAAACAUUUUUCAGCCUUCUUUGAGCAAGGUGUACAUAAAAUGGCUACACAAAUUUAUAGAAGUUUUAAAACGUUGUCGUUGAGCUGUACAUGUUGCCUGCUGCUUUGGUGCUACAAUGUUCAGGCUCAUUUGAACGUGUAUCUGAAUCCACAGGAGGUGAUGCGAUUAUUAGCUGAAGCGAAACAGCGAACGGCGGUAGAACGUAAAGGCAUAAAACGGCGUGGAAACCUAAUCGGCGUCCCGUGAUUUUUAGCGUUGAAACGACCAAACGACAGUAAUCAAGUACUAGCCAUUCCUAUACUAUUUGAAUGUGUCUCUGCCGAAGUGUACUAUGUACGCGAAGGCCACGUCAAUAAUUACGCGCUUAAUUUUGUUGUACCAGUGCCGGCGAAUGUACGUGACAUCACUUUUACCUGGCAAAGUUUAGCCGGUCGUCCGCUACCGUAUAGCAUUAAUGUAAUUACAUCAGAACCGGAGGUCUUGCCACGACCGUUAAUGGUUAUACCACAAAUCGGCGAAAUACCAACUAGCGUACAAACGUUUACAAUCGGUCUAAAAUGCUCAGGCAUUCGCGCUUCCGAAGUGGACGUCUCAAUUUCCUUAGAGGUUAUACUUAAUCGAGCUCUGAACAAUGUGACUCAUUUGGUAUUUAGACGUAAAAAAAUGUGUUUGCUUGUCGGGCCAGAGGAGGAUAACUCGGUGCAUGGACCGGUGCUACUAGAGACUGCUGCACCACCACCAACAGGUAUACUGACCAUCAUUGUGGGCAGUUCUUUGGCUUUAGCGCUCGUCAUAAUACUGCUAUUAACAGCUUACUGUGUACGACGUUCGGCAAAGCGGCAAAAUCAUGGUCAACCUAUGCGCACUUCAAGCUUUCAGCGUCUCAGUACGAGUGCUCCAUGUCAACAGUCUGCCACCUAUAAUAGUCCCCCAUCUAUAAUUGCACCGAUACAUAGCUCUUUGCCACGCAAAGUACAAAUAGAACCGCAACACCCGGAAGAGCUACACAGGCGUAUAUCGGAGUUGACAGUGGAACGCUGUCGCGUGCGUCUCUCCAGUUUACUGCAAGAGGGCACAUUUGGACGCGUCUAUCGAGGCUCAUAUAAUGACAAUCAAGAUGUGCUUGUGAAGACGGUGGCACAGCAUGCCAGCCAAAUGCAGGUGUCUUUACUGUUGCAAGAAGGCAUGUCUCUGUAUGGUGCUUCUCAUCAGGGCAUUCUUUCGGUUUUGGGCGUCUCCAUUGAAGAUCAUACGACGCCUUUUGUUCUAUACUCUGCGCCGAACACUACUCGUAAUCUGAAACUUUUUCUCCUUGAUCCGUCCUGCGCACGCACUAUAACCACCGUACAAAUAGUAAUGAUGUCCGCACAGUUGGCCCAAGCUCUAGUUCACUUACACAGUCAUGGCGUUGUUCAUAGGGAUAUAGCAACGAGAAACUGUGUCAUUGAUGAUCAAUUGCGUGUCAAACUGUCAGACAGUUCUCUCUCCCGCGAUCUUUUUGCAUGUGAUUACAAUUGUUUGGGUGACAGUGAAAACCGCCCAGUAAAAUGGCUUUCUUUGGAAGCUUUACAGCAUAAACAGUUUGCGGAAGCGAGCGAUUCGUGGGCGUUCGGCGUACUUAUGUGGGAGUUAUGCACUUAUGCCAAGCAACCAUACUCUGAGGUGGAUCCAUUCGAGAUGGAACAUUAUCUAAAAGAUGGUUAUCGAUUAGCGCAACCGUUCAAUUGCCCAGAUGAGCUCUUUACAAUUAUGGCGUACUGUUGGGCUCUUCUACCGGGCGAGCGUCCAUCAUUCGCUCAACUAAACGCCUGUCUCUCGGAGUUUUAUGCGCAAGUGACGCGUUACGUGUAAGCCGAUGUGUUUGGUACUCCCUGGCCAAUAUUAGACUGUACUUUUGCUUCCGUAUUCAAAUACUAUGUAUACAUAGGUACAUACUCUAACGCCAAAUUAUAUUUAUUAAUAAAAAUUCAUUAGUUUUAGGAUUAUUGCACAAAGCUUAGAUAUUGAGACCCUACGUAGAUAUUUUAAAGUUAGUCAUGAAUUUUUAAUAAAAUAGAAUUGGGUAAAUAA
Molecule: messenger RNA, 2591 nt
Organism: Bactrocera oleae (olive fruit fly)
Lineage: Eukaryota; Metazoa; Arthropoda; Insecta; Diptera; Tephritidae
Gene: dnt
Product: tyrosine-protein kinase Dnt
Biological process (GO): positive regulation of kinase activity; protein phosphorylation; axonogenesis
Cellular component (GO): signaling receptor complex; plasma membrane
Molecular function (GO): ATP binding; protein tyrosine kinase activity
Source: RefSeq, a predicted model, not a curated record